CUGCCUCAGGCAGUGCCUCCUGUCUAGAUUUAAAGCACUUUGGAUUCCUUCGAGGCUGUGCUUUUCUUUCUUGUCACUCCUCAUUCUCCUUCCCCUCCAUUCUUUUCUCCAGUUCAGCUCUGGCAACAUGCUCUGACCCUGAUUCGUCUGGCGCAGGAGGCUCUGCAUGCACGCAGUCUAUCAACGACCCUCAACCAACCAUCUCCGUCCUGUCAUUGAUCACCGGAGAUAAGCCUGGAGACUCAGCUGUCUUUGUGGGCCAUAGCAUAUAAAGGAACACCUCCACCAACACUCCACAUCUACAGUCCUUAAAUCCCAAUCAUCAAAUAUGACCGUCCUCUCCCUCCUCUGUGGGUGCUUCCGCCGCCCCACUGAUCAUCCUCCCCAGGAUCAUCCCCACGAACACCGGCAUCCUCGCGAUUCAGAUCCAGAUCCAACGCAACACGGACCGGCCGUGGGCUCCGACCCUCCGACCAUUCCCGAGUCCGGCGAUGCAGGCUACGCCGCAAUCACGCCCCUACCAGCCUACACGCCCCAUCCAGUCGAGGUGCGCGAAAAGACCCUCGAGGCCCACCUGCGCGAUCCGCCCCUAUCGUCGGAAUCCUUCCCCCACCACACCGCCGACCCGGACGCCAAGUCCAGCUUUCACCAUCACCACUACUACUACACCCCGCACUUCCCCAGUAAAAAUAACGAGGACCUCACGUCCGACGUGUCCUCCGCUGUCUCCUUCACAAGCAGCUACGGCAACACGUCCACCGCUACCCGCGAGACCCCUCCCCCGCCGUACUCCCCGCGGGGCGUGUCGCCGUCGCCCUCGUGGCGUCUGUACCGCCAGCAGUGGGCUAACACAGCUGCCAAUUCUUUACCGUCGUCUUCGUCCACGGCCUCGUCGAGACGCCAUUCAAGGUCUAUGUCCGUCUCGUCCGCGACGAGUCUGCCUUAUCCGGGUGUACCUCCGCCGGCGCCGGUGCCGCCGCUACCCCCGUUACCUAUGGCGCAGGUGACGCCGCCGAGGCCGGUCCUUAGGCGGGGCUUAGGGGUGGGACGGCGGAGUGUGGAGGAGAUGGCGAGGAGAUAUUCGUGGGAGAGUCGUUGACCUCCUUCCUUUCUUUUCUUUCCUUUUUCUUGGACGUUUUGGCUUACUAUCUGCACUAAUAUACUUAAUACAUGGGAGGGGUGUGGGUGUUUGUUUGAUCGCUUGAUGCGUGGAAUGAAUGUUACGAUGUGGAUGAGGAUGGAUAUGGAUAGCUACAUGCAUGUGGU
Molecule: messenger RNA, 1266 nt
Organism: Aspergillus candidus
Lineage: Eukaryota; Fungi; Ascomycota; Eurotiomycetes; Eurotiales; Aspergillaceae
Exons: 1
Coding region: 329-1099 (256 amino acids)
Source: RefSeq, a predicted model, not a curated record